Messenger RNA from Peniophora sp. CBMAI 1063, 456 nucleotides. Lineage: Eukaryota; Fungi; Basidiomycota; Agaricomycetes; Russulales; Peniophoraceae. The record is from the annotation of a GenBank genome assembly.
AUGCGGGCCAUCGUGACAAAGGAUGUUGAAAAGCUGUCCGACCUGAAGCAGACGCUUGGCAAAAUUUCCGAGACACCGCACAACAGAAAGCGGUACCUUGACGAGGUGCGUGCCAUUGUGGCCGUCAAAACGCAAGAUCUGUAUCUCGUAUCGGGGCGGCUCAAGAUCCUCUCCGAAAGUGACAUACACAAGAGACUGAGAGACAAGGAGCCACCUCCUGGUCAGAGAGGCGGCACAUUUGUGGACGAGGCCGUGCUGAGGAACAUAAUCUCCAAUAACACUGACGCGGUAGGCUACAUUCUCGAGCUCGAAAGUGAUCAUUGGGAGAAGGCAUACUUUGCUGAUAUUCUGCUGUUUUCGAUGUUGGAGGAGCAGAUGGAAGAAUGUUCGUCUCAAUUAGCGUACGCGAGCUCAAUGAUGAGCCAUAUAGAGCCCCUGACCUUGAACCUGUACUAA